Daktulosphaira vitifoliae (grape phylloxera) is the source of this 1215-nucleotide messenger RNA. Its product is annotated as pyridoxal phosphate homeostasis protein. The record is from RefSeq and is a predicted model, not a curated record. Bases 156 to 989 code for a protein of 277 amino acids. Gene Ontology annotation, molecular function: pyridoxal phosphate binding. NCBI's taxonomy places the organism in Eukaryota, Metazoa, Arthropoda, Insecta, Hemiptera, Phylloxeridae. The transcript has 6 exons. Gene Ontology annotation, cellular component: intracellular anatomical structure.
UCACUACAAACUGUCACAGAACAGUUCUUCGUUACUAUCGCUCUUAUUGAAAAUUAUCUUAUACCUACUAUUAUUUAUUUCAAAUUUACUAUUUGAACUUUCAUUAUUUUAAAAUUAUUUACUGUUAAUAGUAGUUUUUUCAAUAUAUUACUCUUAUGAUCUUAUUGUUUUCACCAAGUAUAUUAUGCUAUAGAUUUUCAAGGUGUUUUUUAUUGUCUAAAUUCAAAAAUUUUAAUACUUCUACAAUGAGUUCUUUAGAAAAUAUAUUCAAUGGUUGGAAUGAUGUUAACCAGCGAAUAUUAAAAGCUACAGAAAAUAAAGAACAAAAAUUCUUAAAACCAAGACUAGUUGCUGUUAGUAAAACUAAGCCAAUUGAACAAAUAAUUUAUAUCUAUCAUAAAGGUCAAAGACAUUUUGGUGAAAAUUAUGUCCAAGAGUUACUUACUAAAGCUAAUGAUCCUGAAUUGUUGGAAAAAUGUCCUGAUAUCAAAUGGCAUUUUAUUGGUCUUGUUCAAACAAAUAAAAUAUCAAAAAUUUUAUCUGUGCCUAAUUUAGAACUUAUUGAAACAAUUCAUUCUCAAAAAUUAGCUGAUGCUCUUAAUGCAGUCUGGAAAUCACAAAAUAAUAAUUGUCUGCUAAAAAUUAUGGUACAGGUGAAUACUAGUUUAGAAGAAGAAAAAAAUGGAGUUUUACCGAAUAAUACAGUUAAUUUAUGUAAACAUAUAAAAAAUAAUUGUGAAAAUCUUAAAUUAAUUGGUCUUAUGACCAUAGGACGAUUUGGUUAUGAUUGUUCUCUUGGACCAAAUCCAGAUUUUUUGGCUUUAGUUGAAUGUAAAAAGAAAGUUUGUAUGGAGCUUAAUUUGGACUUAAAUGAAUUUGAAUUAUCUAUGGGAAUGUCAGAUGAUUUUGAACAUGCUAUUGAAUGUGGAAGUACAAAUGUUCGAGUGGGAAGUAGUAUUUUUGGUUAUAGACCAAAAAAAGAAAAAUAACUGGCUUAAUUUUAUUUAAAUAAUGAAGAAAUCUAUGAAUGAUUAUAAUAAUUAUUUAUUAAAUAAUAUACAAAUUUUGUUAUGAAAAGUUAUAUUUUAAAUGAUAAUUGAAUGUUUUUAUUAGAAUUUCAACAUUUUAGUCUGUAUAAUAUUUUUACCUGAUAAUUAUAAACCAAGUACCAAUUACAAAUAUUUAAGAAAUAAAAAUUAAAAAUUUGUGGAAUUA